Brassica napus (rape) is the source of this 3354-nucleotide messenger RNA. Its product is annotated as eukaryotic translation initiation factor 5B. The record is from RefSeq and is a predicted model, not a curated record. Lineage: Eukaryota; Viridiplantae; Streptophyta; Magnoliopsida; Brassicales; Brassicaceae. Gene Ontology annotation, molecular function: translation initiation factor activity; GTP binding; GTPase activity.
GGUUAAUCACAGAAUAUAUUCAUCUUUGAGUUUUAUCAAUGGAUCGGAAGAACACGAGCGCGUGUAGAGGAGACGAAGAUCAUCCCUUUGCCUUGUCCUCCAAGGGAGGUGAAAACCCUAAGAAUAAAUCAUAUAAUGUAAGGUUUGAUCUGCUUGGUAUUGAAGAUUACGAGGAAGAGACAGGGGAUGAUGUUAAUGUUGAAUUGAGUGAUGAGUUAAUGCUUGGAAUACAAGUUAACGAAGAAACUAAUACUAAGAGUGAUGAUGUUGGGGAAACCUCGAGGAGUAAGAAAAAGAAGAAGAACAAGAGUGGAAAGACUCCACAUAAAGAAGAAGAUUUGGACAAGAUUCUUGCAGAGCUUGGGAUCACUCCUGUUUCACCAGCACAACCUGAGCUAGUUCCACCAGCAGAAGAUGGCUCAAAGGAUGGAGAAGAAGAGACUGUCGUGUCAGUUUCAGCGAAGAAAAAGAAGAAGGACAAGGACAAUAAAGUGUCUGCUUCUUCCGUGGAAGCUAAGGAUGGGCCAUCACAGCCUCAUAAGAAAGUUCCUAAACACAUUCUAGAGAUGCAAGAGAUGGUUGCGCGGCGGAAAGAAGCUGAAGAGAUGAAGAAGAAGGAAGAGGAAGAGAAGUUGAGGAAAGAGGAAGAGGAGCGCCGCAUUCAGGAAGAGCGAGAAAGGGGAGCUGAAGAGAUUAAACAGAAGAGGAAGAUAAGGGAAAAGGAGAAGAUGCUGAAGAAGAAGCAAGAAGGAGGGAUUCUUACAGAGAAGCAGAAGAGGGACAAGGCUUACAAGAACAAGAUGUUGUCUGACGCUGGAAUGCUUCUUGCUUCGGAUAAGAACACUGAUUCUUCAAAGCGUCCCGUUUAUGGCAACAAAAGAAAACCAGCUCGCGCAAAAGAAAACGACUCUGCUUCUGUCCUGACAAAAGAGAAACAUGCAGAUGUAGUACCUUCACCUGAGCCGGAUAAGAAAGAAGAAGCUGGUGAUGAGGAGGAUGAUUGGGAAGCAAAAAGUGAUGAUUCUGUUAAUAUAAUGGGUGAUUAUGAUGAUGAUGGGGAAGAUACACCUUGGCUUGUGAUUAAGAAAGAGAUCAAAGACACUGCUUCAAAGGCCCAUUAUUCAGGUCCUGUCACUGAUAGACUAGCAUUGAAGGCUGGAGUUUCGUGCAAGCCACAAAAAUCUAAACCUAAAAUGGAUGAUGCUACUAAAAGGAGUAAUGACGACUCAGUAGUUAAUGAAGUUGCUAAAGAAAGUCUUCGGUCUCCCAUUUGCUGCAUCAUGGGACAUGUUGAUACUGGUAAAACAAAGCUGUUGGACUGCAUCAGAGGAACAAAUGUUCAGGAAGGAGAAGCUGGAGGUAUCACUCAGCAGAUUGGUGCAACUUAUUUCCCUGCAGAAAACAUCCGUGAGAGGACCAAGGAGUUAAGACCUGAUGCAAAACUCAAGGUGCCAGGUCUAUUGGUUAUUGAUACGCCAGGACACGAGUCAUUCUCAAAUCUACGGUCAAGGGGUUCAAACUUGUGUGACAUUGCAAUUCUAGUGGUUGACAUAAUGCAUGGUCUAGAGCCACAAACCAUAGAGUCUCUUAAUCUUUUGAGAAAGAGGAACACAGAGUUCAUUGUUGCCUUGAAUAAGGUUGAUAGGCUAUAUGGGUGGAAAACAUGCAAGAAUGCUCCUAUAGAGAAGGCUUUGGCGCUGCAAUCCAAAGAUGUGGUUAUUGAAUUUAACAUGAGGCUCACUCAUGUUAUAACCCAGUUCAAAGAACAAGGACUCAACACUGAGAUUUAUUACAAGAACAAAGAAAUGGGAGACACUUUCAGUAUUGUGCCUACUAGUGCUAUCAGUGGGGAAGGAAUUCCAGAUCUGUUGCUAUAUUUGGUUAUGUGGUCUCAGAAAACAAUGGUUGAGAAACUUACAUUUGUUGACAAAGUGCAGUGUACCGUCCUUGAGGUCAAAGUUAUUCCAGGCCAUGGUACAACAAUUGAUGUUAUUUUGGUCAACGGUGUACUCCAUGAAGGUGAUCAAAUCGUUGCUUGUGGGUCACAGGGACCAAUUAUAACAACUGUUAGAUCAUUAUUGACUCCUCAUCCCAUGAAAGAGCUACGUGUGAAGGGUACAUAUCUGCAUCAUAGAAAAGUAAAGGCUGCGCAAUGUAUCAAGAUUACUGCACAGGGACUUGAACACGCCGUUGCUGGUACUUCCUUACAUGUGAUUGGACCUGAUGUGGACAUAGAAGAAGCCAAGAAAACUGCCAUGGAAGAUAUGAAGUCAAUCAUGAGCUGGGUUGACAAAAGCGGUGAAGGAGUUUAUGUACAAGCUUCAACGUUAGGGUCCCUGGAAGCAUUACUAGAGUUCUUGAAGUCACCAGAUGUGAAAAUACCUGUCAGUGGUAUUGGCCUAGGACCAGUGCAUAAAAAGGAUAUCAUGAAGGCCGGAGUAAUGCUAGAGAAGAAGAAAGAGUACGCUACGGUUUUGGCUUUUGACGUGAAGAUAACUACAGAGGCUCGUGAACUAGCUGACAACAUGGGAGUCAAGAUAUUCUGCGCUGAUAUUAUCUAUCAUCUGUUUGAUCAGUUCAAGGGUUAUGUCAAGGGUGUCCGAGAUGAAGAAAGGAAAGAAACAGCAUCUGAAGUAGUGUUUCCAUGUGUCCUUAAGAUUUUACCAAACAAUGUCUUCAAAAGAGGAAACCCCAUCAUCCUUGGAGUUGAGGUCAUCGAUGGUAUACUCAAGGUUGGAACUCCCAUAUGCUUUCUAAAAGAGAUUGGGAAGUCGAGAGUGUUUCUGGAUCUUGGUCGCGUUGCAUCUAUUCAUAAAGACAAGAAGCCACUUGACGACGCCAAGAAAGGACAGCAGGUUGCUAUUAAGAUCAUUGCCUCUAACCCUGGAGAAGAGAAAACGUUUGGAGAGGACUUUGGUAUAGAAGACGAGCUUGUCAGUCAUAUUUCUAGGAGAUCCAUCGACAUACUCAAAACACUCUACAGGGAUGAGUUGAAGAGCGAGUUCAAGCUUGUUUUGAAACUUAAAAUGUUGUUCAAGAUACAAUAGGUUCCUCUUGCCCUCGGAUUCAUUUUCAAGCUAAGCAUAGAGAGUUACACUGAAGAUUUAAGAGGGACAUGCUCGGUUUCCUUUGUUCUUGUAAUCUUUGCUGAUUUAUUGUUUUUUCGGUUUUGAUAUUUUAGACAUUUUCUAAAUGUCUCUAGACAUGUUAUGCGAUCAAUUAACUCUCCCAUUGUCGAUUUAAAAGAUUAUAUGCAGGCUAAUACUAUGGCGGAAUGUUUUUCUCGUCUACUGUCAUGUUUUGAUGAAUGUUGUGACAACCUGAAUUUGCUAUAGCCGCUAAAUUUUUUAUUUU